Messenger RNA from Trichogramma pretiosum, 2821 nucleotides. RefSeq names its product transcriptional protein SWT1-like (gene Swt1). Gene Ontology annotation, cellular component: nucleus. Lineage: Eukaryota; Metazoa; Arthropoda; Insecta; Hymenoptera; Trichogrammatidae. The transcript has 9 exons. The coding region runs from base 183 to 2807 and encodes 874 amino acids. Gene Ontology annotation, molecular function: protein binding. The record is from RefSeq and is a predicted model, not a curated record.
CGAAUUCGUGAACGCGCACAUGUCUGCUUUCGUGGGAAAUUGCUAAACAUUAUAAUGAUCUCAAGAAUCGUCCUUUCCAACCUUUCAAAACCUGUCUUACGUUUGUUUAUUCUAAUUUGAAGGUUUCAAAGUCACAGUAGAUAUUGAGAAUUCUCAAUAGUGAGCACGGAUAAAGCUUAAAAAUGUCUACCUUUUCGGAUGAUUUAGAGGAAUCAAUGAAACCACCAUUACCUCCCAACUGGGAAGAACGUAUUUCCAAGAAACAUCCAGAUAAACCAUAUUAUUAUAAUAAAAAGACGAAAAAGUCAUCCUGGCUUCCUCCAGUUGAUAAAAGUGGCGAGGACAAAUUCGAAGGUCACAAGUCGCUAAAUGGAUCAACAAGUAAUGAAGAUGGUGCAUUUUCAGACUGUUAUGAGAGUAGUUCAUCAAUGGUUAUCAAUCCAUACAAUAAAAAUAAUAAAAAUUCAUCAAAAUCUUCAAUUAGCUGUACCAAAGGGAAUGAUACCCCUGCCAUGAAAGCAGUUAGAGAAAGAAUAGAGGCUAAAAAAAUAAAUUCAAAAAAAACGCAUUUAAACAAAAAUCUUAAACUUUGUCCAUCGAAAAAAUGUCGAUCGAGCUCUACAUCUUCCCAAGCAUCAAACACUAGUGCAAUUUCAGAUGUAUCCAGCUUAGGAUCAAAAAUAAGAGCAGCAGCUAUACCUAGAUCAUCUAUAAUCAAUGGUACUGAUCCAAAAAUUAACAAACUUCCUAAAAUAAAAAAAAUUAAUCAAUCAAAUAAACAACAACUUAUCCAAGAAAAAAAUAUUAAAUCAAGAGGAAAAAUUGAAACUAUUCUUACAGAUAAUGAUUCCUUGAAGAAAUCAUUAAAAAGAAAUUGUGCAAGUGAAAGAUUAGAAAAUCUUAGAAAACGUCUCAGUACUGAUAAUGAAUCUACGCCUCAUGUUAAACGUACUCGACUAUCAUUACCUCAAGAGAAUAAUAAUGAUUGUGAAUUUGCAGAAGAAAUCAGUAAGUUAUUAAAUCAACCAGAAACUACAUUAAAAAGCAAUGCUCAUGCUCGAUUGUGCUCAAUAGAGAAUCGAAUACAGAAAAAUACAUUAUUACAAUUAACUAAAAAUUAUAAAUCAGAUAUUGAUCCAGAAGAAAUUGAUAUCUCGAAGAGACUUGCUGAGAAAAUUCAUAAAAAUGAAUCAUUUAUGGAAGAUAUGGAUUGGGAACCAAUUGAAGAUGAAAAAAUUAUGUCAGAAGUUCAUUUAGUAAGAUCUGAACUUGUUGGAAAACCAAAUGAAAAUGCAAGUGAACUGCCAAGUAACACUUUACAAUCCAUAAAUUGUCCGGAACAAAAAAGUUCUUUGUACAUAGUUGUGGAUACCAAUGUUUUUUUAUCUAAUUUAUCAUUUAUUGAAGAAAUUCUAGAUUCAAACUCUGAGAAAUUUGGUAGACCAUUUAUAGUUAUACCAUGGACAGUUAUAGAGGAAUUGGAUUAUAUCAAAGAAAAUAAAAAUAGGUCACAUCAGCUCAGAUCCCAAGCCAGGAAAGCUGUUGAUUUGUUGAAUAAGCAUUUUUCUAGUAAACAUCCUCGUUUUUUAGGACAAACACCAGAAGAUGUUCAAAGAAAUAAUCAGAAAUUUGAGAUUGAUUGCCCUGAUGACAGAAUUCUUCAGACCUGCUUACAAGUUAGAGAUUAUUCUCGAUCUGUUGUUCUUCUAUCAUAUGAUAAAAAUCUUUGUAACAAAGCUUUACUGCAUAAUAUACCAACUUUGAGUAGAGAUGAACCAUUAGAUAAAAUUGAAUUAAAGACAUCACCAGAAAAUGAUUUCUUAGCAAAUAGUCUUCAUUGUUUUUUAGAAACCGAGCAAAAUGAUGAUUGUCAUUCCGUUCAAAAAGAAUUGUUAGAAGCAGAAGAUAUCAUGGAAGAGGGCAAAGCUUUGCUGAAGAAAGUUCUUGAUGAGACAAUAUCAAAAGAAAUGAAUAUUUUAUUUGGUGAUGGUUGGGAAUCACAUGUAAUUAUUAGACCACCUUGGUCCGUGAUAGAUGCUCUAAAAUGUGCUUUGAAACAUUGGAUGGCUGCAGUUUCUGAAUCUUUUACCAGAAAAACUGAAUCUACAUUAAAAGAGUUGUUUGAUUGCUUAAAGAUAAUACCAACAGGCGGUAGAAAGUUGAAAGAUGUACAAUUUUUUUUGGGCAAAUGUGAAGAUAUGUUCCAAACAAUAAGUAGCUCCAAGUAUCCUGUUUUGAAACCGCAAAUGAUAAAAAAAAUUGAUGAAUUAAAACACCGUUGUCAUGAAUCCAUCAACAAUUUCAAUGAAACCAGAUUUAAAAAUUCUGUUGGUGAGGAACUCGCUGAAAAUCAACAAAACGUUAGGGCUGAUUUAGCUUUCAGAAUUUUAGAAGAAAUUUAUGACUAUGCUAGAGACACAUGUGGUAUAGCUUCCAGUUUUUAUGGUAUAAAAGUAUCAUUCGAGUACAAAGAAAAGCAUCCAUUCAUUACCACAAAAAUUGCUGUAGAACAACAAAAAGAUGUCGGUAUCAACGUAAAUAAGCUACUAUCAGCUCUUGAAAAGGCUCUUGCUUACGAAAAUGAAGGUUUGUUAAUAAACGAUCGAGUAAUAUUGACUCUCUUUGAAGUUUUAUUGCAAUUUUCUUCGGAUUUGAACAUCGAAGAUCUUCGCUUAUUGACUCCUCUUGACGUUUACUAUUGCGUAAAAUUGAAAAAAGACAAGCUAGAAAAAGGAAGAGAUCAACUGCAAACUCUCAAACUUCAUUUUUGCCAAAUAGCAAAUGCACAGUGUAAAACUUAUAAAUGAUUAUGGAAAAUAAG